CAACCUUCCAUCCGGCGUGCGCAGUCCCGGAAGGUGUACUGAUCAGACUUCAAACUGCACAGCUUCUUCUAUGAAUCUCUAAAGAGUAACCCGAGAUAAAGCUCACUGACUGCCCUCAACUACUAACAACUCAUGGGGAAGUGCUUAUCAAAGAAAAGAUACGAACAAGACGGCAAACCGCCUAAAACACCUGAAGAUCCAGGUCCGACAGUCGACCUAAAAGAUGUCAACACCACCGUGCAAGAAUGUACUGAAACACCGAAACGCUACACAGCGAAUCCUCCGCUUGGAAGCUUACCAGCUCCACCGACAACACCAGAGCCUCCUCCUACACCAUCCAGACCCCUGUAUUUAGCGCUUUACGACUAUGAUGCCCGGACGCAAGAAGAUCUUAGUUUCAAGAAGGGCGAAGUUCUCGAAGUUAACCCUGAUGAUCUUGCUAACGAUUGGUGGCGAGCAAAAUCUCGGGACACAGGAGCAGAGGGCUAUAUUCCUAUGAAUUAUGUCGCUCCCAUGGAAACUCUGGAAGCCGAGGAGUGGUUCUAUGGGCCCAUCAAGCGUCCAGAAGCCGAGAAACUCUUACAAUCACCUCCGAAUGAACAUGGCGCCUUUCUUAUCCGUGACAGCAACAAAGGACUGUUUGCCCUGUCUAUGCGUGAUGGUGACAUGAUUAAGCACUAUCGUAUUAGGAAAAGUGAUACUGGAGGUUUUUUUAUUUCCCAUAAUAAUGUGUUUACGUCGCUGAAAGAUCUAGUGGCCCAUUACAAAGAAAGUGCUGAUGGAUUGUGUGAUCUGCUGAAAAAGCCAUGUCAGAAGACUGAAAAGCCACAAACUGUUGGUCUAUCUUACAACACUGCUGACCAAUGGGAGGUGGCCAGGGACUCACUACAGCUCCAAAAGAGACUGGGUGCUGGUAACUUUGGUGAAGUAUGGCAAGGAGUGUGGAACGAUACCACUCCUGUUGCUGUCAAGACCCUAAAGCCAGGGACAAUGAGACCAGAUGCAUUCCUGGCCGAGGCAGAGCUCAUGAAGAAACUCAUCCACCCCAAGCUUGUCCAGUUAUAUGCAGUAUGCUCCCGUGACGAGCCUAUUUACAUUAUAACUGAACUGAUGCCAAAAGGAAGCUUAUUGGAACACCUACGCAGUGAUGAGGGACGGGCCUUGUCAGUUGCCAUUCAAAUUGAUAUGGGCGGGCAGAUCGCAGAGGGGAUGGCAUUCCUGGAAAAGUAUGGUUACCUUCACAGAGAUCUUGCCGCAAGGAAUAUUUUGGUGGGAGAGAACAACACUGUCAAAGUUGCUGAUUUCGGUCUGUCAAGGUUGAUCGAGGAUGAUAUAUACUGUGCACACGAGGGUGCCAAGUUCCCCAUCAAAUGGACGGCACCUGAGGCGUGUUUACAGGGUCAGUUCUCUAUCAAGUCAGACGUCUGGUCGUUUGGUAUCCUACUGAUGGAGCUGGUCACAUUUGGACGCAUUCCAUAUCCCGGCAUGAGCAACAGAGAGGUCGUUGAGCAAGUGGAGAGGGGCUACCGAAUGCCCAAACCAAACAACUGUCCUGAAAGGUUCUACGAAAUCAUGAAGGAUUGUUGGAAAAAAGACCCCAUGCAGCGACCUACCUUUGAGACGCUGUCAUGGCAACUAGAGGAAUACUUCCAGGCCGACCCUACACAAUACAAAGAGUUAGAUAAAUAAACUCAAAGGUAUAAAAAGAUUUUUGUAUUUUUUCAGCUUGAUACUCCCCUUAAAUCCAAAUUUGUAUUAUACUGUAGUUGUAGUAACAGCAUGCUAGGCAUAGGGGUGAUUCCACAUGAGAAUUUAAGUGUUCAAAUUGGUGAUCCAAAUGUUGCGAUACGUAUGGGAUAUAUUCUCUCAGGGCAAAAAAUAUAUGGACUAAACACCAUACCCAAGAGUGUGGGGUAGAAGUUUUCUAAAGCAUGAGCUUUUCAGUAUACUAAGACUUUUUUAUUCUACUACAUGCUGUGACAAACCCCCUUUGACAAGUCCCAUUUUGCUUGACAAAAUACAAUUAUAUUAUUAAAUGAUUAUCACCUGUAAAGUAUUUCAAUUUUUCAUAUGGUAGCAUUAUGAAGAAAGUAAAAGGUCAGCCGUAUGUAUCAUGAUAUAUUCUUAAACUUGCUUGCAAAAGCUGUUAAUUCCAUGAACCAUGAUACAGCCAUCUCAAUAACUGUUGAACUAUCAAAGCAUGUGUUAUGCAGCCUUUAUUCAUAGUCCAUAAAGCAUCUUAUCUAUCAAUAUUAUCUGUAUUAUCUCAUUUGGAUUUUUUUAUGCAAGAUGUAAGCCUGGGGCUUCAUGACUUAUUGUGCUACAUGGUUCAACGAUUGAGAUGUAGCUGUGCAGCAUACCAACUUGUAAUUACACAUAGCUGGAGGUUCUUCAGUUUGAUUAUUAGUUGAGCUCAUGUAGUGAUAGACCAAUCUUCUAAUCACUUUUUGCAAAUUAUAAAAUUAGAAUUGUGUUUUAAUAGAAAUGUAAUGUGUCUGAAAAAGUAUAAGAGAUUUCUAGAAAGCAAGGGAAAAGCAGUGAUCUAGGUAUUUGGACCUGUUCUGUUGCCAAAUUUGUAGGGCAACAGUACAAUAUAGAAUGGCAGUCUUUAUGAUAGAUGCUAUUAAUGACCCCCUGUAUUAUAGGGCCAUGAAUAUUUUUGUAUCACGUUUUAGAUUGUAAAUAAGAUUUGCAUUAGAAAUAGUAAAAUGUUUGUUACUCACAA
Messenger RNA from Nematostella vectensis (starlet sea anemone), 2725 nucleotides. Its product is annotated as tyrosine-protein kinase SRK2. Lineage: Eukaryota; Metazoa; Cnidaria; Anthozoa; Actiniaria; Edwardsiidae. The transcript is spliced from 4 exons. Gene Ontology annotation, cellular component: extrinsic component of cytoplasmic side of plasma membrane. Gene Ontology annotation, molecular function: non-membrane spanning protein tyrosine kinase activity; signaling receptor binding; ATP binding. Bases 133 to 1689 code for a protein of 518 amino acids. Gene Ontology annotation, biological process: protein phosphorylation; innate immune response; cell surface receptor protein tyrosine kinase signaling pathway. The record is from RefSeq and is a predicted model, not a curated record.